Messenger RNA from Myotis myotis, 1859 nucleotides. Its product is annotated as serpin B8-like. Gene Ontology annotation, biological process: negative regulation of endopeptidase activity. Lineage: Eukaryota; Metazoa; Chordata; Mammalia; Chiroptera; Vespertilionidae. The record is from RefSeq and is a predicted model, not a curated record. The transcript has 8 exons. Gene Ontology annotation, molecular function: serine-type endopeptidase inhibitor activity. Gene Ontology annotation, cellular component: cytoplasm. Bases 510 to 1736 code for a protein of 408 amino acids.
CUCAACAAUUGCUUUGAUGGUGUACCCUAUGCAGUUUGGAAACAAAUGGCUUUAGGAACCAUUUUUCACCUCUGGUUUUGCUUUUGGUUAAUUUUCAAAAGCAAGUCUCAAUGUCCGAACUUUUCUUGCAUGCACACACUGAGCAGGAAUUCUGCGCAUGCUAACACAGGAAAAGGAACCAAUCCCCCACUGGGUGUAGGACUGGACAGGAGGCUCCCCCGCCAAGCCAUCUGCACUCGGGCCUGGGCGGAGGGUGAGCGCGAUGCUCAGGCUCCUCCCGGGCCCCAGCCUGGGGAUGUGGGUCAGAUGGUUCUGGCCAGUGCAAUCCGGCUGCUGUGAGUCAUCGCCGGAAGCAAAUCAGAGCGAACGGGAAGCAUCUUCCAAGUUGGACUAGUAGCUGCAAAGCAGGAGCAGCAGCCGCAGCAGGAACUUCCCAGAUUCAUUGGGCAAGAUCCAUUUUGGUAUCAUCCAUCAAUAGACCUUCCCUUGGUAUCAACAGACCUUCCCUGAUGGAUGACUUUGGGGAAGCUAAUGGCACUUUUGCCAUCAACUUAUUAAAAAUGUUGGGUGAAGAAGACAACUCACAGAAUGUGUUCUUAUCUCCUCUGAGCAUCUCCUCUGCCCUGGCCAUGGUCUUCAUGGGGGCCAAAGGAGACACUGCAGCCCAGAUGUCCCAGGCACUUUGUCUGAACAAGGCUGGUGAUGUCCACCAAGGUUUCCAGGCACUUCUCUCGGACGUUAACAGAUCUGACACCCAGUACUUGCUCAGAACUGCCAACAGACUCUUUGGAGAAAAGACAUGUGAUUUCCUUCCGGCCUUUAAGGAAUCCUGCCAGAAGUUCUAUCAGGCCGAGCUGGAGGAGCUGUCCUUUGCUAAAGACACCGAGGAAUGCAGAAAGCACAUCAACGACUGGGUGGCAGAAAAGACUGAAGGUAAGAUUUCGGAGAUUUUGGGUGUUGGCACCGUUGAUCCACUGACCAAACUGGUUCUGGUGAAUGCGAUCUACUUCAAAGGCAGGUGGAAGGAGCAGUUCGACAGAAAGCACACAAGGGGGAUGCCUUUCAAAGUCAACCAGAGAGGAAGGGAGAGGGAUAGAGAGCCAGAAACAUUGAUGAGAGAGAAACAUCGAUCAGCUGCUUCCUGCACACUCCCCACUGGGGAUGUGCCCGCAACCAAGGAAAAAAAGACAGUGCAGAUGAUGUUUAAGCAUGAUAAAUUUAAAAUGGGCUGUGUGGAGGAGGUGAAAAGCCAGGUCCUGGAGCUGCCCUAUGUGGGGGAGGAGCUGAGCAUGGUCAUUCUGCUGCCUGAUGAAGACAUGGAUCUUGCAGUGGUGGAAAAGGCACUUACAUAUGAGAAGUUCAGAGCCUGGACGGAUCCAGAAAACAUGAGUGAGAUAAAAGUUCAAGUUUUUCUUCCCCGGUUAAAACUGGAGAAGAGCUAUGACUUGGAGUCUUAUCUUCGAAGUUUAGGAAUGACUGAUGCUUUUGAGGAAGCCAAGGCAGACUUUUCUGGAAUGUCAACUAAGAAGAAUGUGCCUGUGUCCAAGGUUGCACACAAGUGCUUUGUAGAGGUCAAUGAGGAAGGCACAGAGGCAGCUGCGGCCACUGCCGUGGUCAGGAAUUCCCGGUCCUGCAGAAUAGAGCCAAGAUUUUGUGCAGACCACCCAUUCCUUUUCUUCAUCAGGCACCACAAAACCAACAGUAUCUUGUUCUGCGGCAGGUUCUCUUCUCCAUAAAGAGGUGCCAUUGCUUACAGGUGCUUCUUUCCUUCUGCCAACCUUGCCUUGAUUCAGAUUCUGUAGGACCAAAUUGGUGCAUGUGGUGGUAUGAAUGCCAAAAUAAAGCGUUUGCACCUAGGA